ACUGCCAGCUGUAUAUAUCUCUCGGUUUCCUAUUCCUAGGUCCAAAAAUCAAGGGUAGUUUUGCAAGGACACCGUAACAUGUCUUCCAUAGAGUCUAUCAUCUUGGACCCGACUUUUCACGAUUUCCUUGCCGUACUAAAGGGUGCUAGGAAUGGUUUCGUAUACGGAGUUAAAGUCAGAUUUCCUCAUGCAUUGAUCAUGGCUAUACUCUUUGGACGCGGCGACUGGAGAUCUCGUCUACACGUCAUCUACAAAGCAACCAAACAACAUGCAGUGAACUUAGCCAAGUUCGUAUCAUUAUACAAGAUCUUUCUUUUGAUCCAGAAGAGGAUCAACGGCGGGAAAGAGCGUAGUGCAGACACAUUUAUCGCUGGCUUAUUGGGCGGAUAUUUCGUGUUUGGGGAUAGAACAGCUGUAAACGAACAGAUCGUCCUUUAUGUUGUAUCAAGAGUUGUUGCAUCAUUCAUACCUCGAGCGGAUGCUCCGUACUCAAAAUCACCAUCAUCUGGCGGUGUCACUAGACCCGUUCCACCGGACUCCCGCUAUUUCACGGUAUUCGCCGCUCUAUCUUGGGGGGCCGUCAUGUGGUUAUUCAAACAUCGGGGAGAAACGAUACAACCGGGCAUGUUUAACUCGAUGACAUAUCUUUAUCGCGACUCGGAAGUAUGGAAGGACUUGCGAACCUUAUUCUGGCACAACACGUAGAUGUCGGUUCCUAUAUUAUAAACGAUACUCCUUUCCAUGUUGGCAACAUAACCCAGGACAGUGUAUGGAAAUCGAGAUUAGUGUUUUUUAUUCUAGCGGUUGUUGCACCUUGCAUCAAAUAUUAUGUCACGCUAGGGCUACUCAUAAUAUCCCUUGGAAUAUCGCACACGACGUACUAUCAAUAUAUCGACCGACUAUCAUCGAU
This is a messenger RNA of Serpula lacrymans var. lacrymans S7.9, 910 nucleotides long. RefSeq lists its product as uncharacterized. The transcript is spliced from 3 exons. NCBI's taxonomy places the organism in Eukaryota, Fungi, Basidiomycota, Agaricomycetes, Boletales, Serpulaceae. The coding region runs from base 79 to 705 and encodes 208 amino acids. Gene Ontology annotation, cellular component: peroxisomal membrane. The record is from RefSeq and is a predicted model, not a curated record.